ACUGCGUCCUCAUCGCAAGCUGCAAUCCUGUCUACACUUAACUGGGAGUCAUUCCCAUUGAUCUCAAUGGGCUUAUUUCUGAAUGGACAAGUACAGGAUUGCACUGUGAAGCAUUAUGCCAAGGGGCUGCUGCCGAUGAUAGAAAGAGAGUGAUUCGCUUUCCAUGAGGCAGUGAGAGGGGCACACCCGCGACGGCAAGGCGGAAGGACCCAUUCCUUUGGCUGCAGUGAGAGUAGAGGGAGUGCCGAGAGUGCUCUACAAUCGUCCGAUAAGUAGCGUCUCCCCAGCGGAGGAGUCAUCGUCAUGUCCGUCAGUGAGAUGUUCAUCACCUUGCAGGGGGUGCUCACUGCCGACCAGGAUAUCCGUGAGGAGAUCAGGAAAGUUGUUCAAACUCUGGAACAAACAGCCCGGGAAAUUCUAACGGUGCUACAAGGAGUCCACCAGGGUUCUGGAUUUCAGGACAUACCAAAAAAGUGUCAGAAGGCUCGUGAACACUUUGGUACAGUUAAAACACAGUUGGCCUAUCUGAAAGUCAAGUUCCCUGCAGAUCAGUAUUACAGAUUUCACGAACACUGGAGGUUUGUGCUACAACGCUUGGUAUUCUUAGCAGCAUUUGUUGUCUACUUGGAGACAGAAACCUUAGUGACUCGGGAAGCUGUUACAGAAAUACUUGGAAUUGAAGCUGAAAGAGAGAGAGGUUUUCACCUAGACAUCGAGGAUUACCUCUCUGGAGUGUUGACUCUGGCUAGUGAGCUGUCUAGGCUGGCAGUGAACAGCGUCACAGCCGGAGACUAUUCUCGCCCACUCCGCAUCUCUGCUUUCAUCAAUGAGUUGGAUUCUGGAUUCCGCCUUCUCAACUUGAAGAAUGACUCCCUGAGGAAGCGCUACGAUGGCCUCAAGUAUGAUGUCAAGAAGAUAGAGGAGGUGGUUUACGACUUGUCGAUCAGAGGGCUCAACAAGGAGGCAACAUCCAGUGCUGGUGGGGAAAAAUAGAGAAGGGCUUGUUGAACUGAAGCAAUGAUUACCUCCGUUUUACUGCCAAUGAAGGAAAAGCUUUAACUUAAGCUCUUUGGCAGUAGUUUAGAGGAAUCGUAAGCUGCACCCCGCUGUUGUUUUUUUCUAAUUGAAUGUUUAGUAUGUCCAAGCAGAAGUACUCAACAUUGUUCUGUGAAUGCUGCUCUAGUGGGCUCUGUUUGCAAUGUUAAAGUCAUCAUAACAGAAGCAAACUAACCUCUGAACUACAGUCAUUGCUGUCCAUUGUCCCUGCAGAACCAAGCAUAGGGAUCAUUUUGUCCCUGGGUCACAGUUUUUGUUUUUCUGUCCUGGCCAUGCUGAGCUUCUUCCUUUUGAAUCCUCACAUCAGUUAUGUUUAGCACAAUUUAUGCACAUUGCUGCCCUGCGCUCCUUUGGGAGGAAGAGCAGGAUACACAGUUAAUAAAUAAAAAUAAAAUUGAAUACUUGUCA
This is a messenger RNA of Rhineura floridana, 1464 nucleotides long. RefSeq names its product translin (gene TSN). NCBI's taxonomy places the organism in Eukaryota, Metazoa, Chordata, Lepidosauria, Squamata, Rhineuridae. Gene Ontology annotation, cellular component: cytoplasm; nucleus. The transcript is spliced from 7 exons. Gene Ontology annotation, molecular function: RNA binding; sequence-specific DNA binding; single-stranded DNA binding. Gene Ontology annotation, biological process: RNA metabolic process. Bases 304 to 993 code for a protein of 229 amino acids. The record is from RefSeq and is a predicted model, not a curated record.